Molecule: messenger RNA, 1002 nt
Organism: Kalmanozyma brasiliensis GHG001
Lineage: Eukaryota; Fungi; Basidiomycota; Ustilaginomycetes; Ustilaginales
Product: Mitochondrial 18kDa protein
Exons: 1
Coding region: 1-1002 (333 amino acids)
Biological process (GO): mitochondrial fission
Cellular component (GO): mitochondrion
Source: RefSeq, a predicted model, not a curated record
AUGCUCGAUACCAUCGAGCCGCAGCGCUACAUUCCCUUGUUCGGCUUCAGCGGCCUUGGGUUCCAGCUGCAAAAUGUGCUGCAUCAGAGCCACUUCAAGGCCUCUUCCUCCCUCCUCUCCUCAGGCAGCAGCGCGACCUCGAGCUCGCCCAACCCAUCCACUGGCCUUGCAACUCCCACGCUCUCUUCAUCGAAUGCUUCCGAUUCGACAUCCGAGCUGCUAGACAUCGAUCAGGGCCCUGAGCGUUACGCCGCCUAUUUCAUGCGUCUCAAAACUGUCAUCAUCGCCUCUUCCAGAUACGUAGCUUACACCUCGGAUAUCGGAGAAGCCUUCCGUCCGUUGACGAAGCCCGCCGUCGUCAAGGCGGCCUACGGCAUCUCGUGGACCUACAUCCUCGGCGACGUCUUUUACGCCGGCUACAAGGCUGCCAAGCAGUACGAAGCGCUUGCGUCCACCACCUUCACCUCCUCCUCCGGACCCUUGCAAGAACUUGAGACCGAAGCGGCUCGCUAUGCCGACAAAGCUCUCUCGUCCGUCAAACAGAACCUGCCGCUCGAAAAGCUCCUUGAUCACAAGACCCUCUCCACCCUCUCGCCCACCGAAAAGGUCGAGCUGCGCAAGCGUCACACGCAACGUCUGGCCGAAGCGGGGCAGCACGCCGGUGUGGACCCGAACCAGAUCUCGGAAGUCACGCAUGUCGGAUUGACCAUGGCCAGGCAGGCCGUGUUCCAAAGCAUCGCAUCUAUGGCCCUCCCUGCGUUUACGAUCCACAGCAUCGUCCGCUACUCCGCCCCUCUCUUCGCCAAGGCCAAGAGCCAGCGCAUUCGUGCGGCCGGACCAACUGUCGCGGGACUCAUGUUCGUUCCCGCCCUGCCAUUCCUCUUUGACGAACCGGUAGAGCACGUCAUUGAUUUUGCGUUCGAUUGGAUUCAGGAGCGGAUCGGCGGCGGACCCAGGGCCGCGCAUAAGGUGGUGGAGGCGGCAAAGGAGAAGAUGCUCUGA